Molecule: messenger RNA, 2060 nt
Organism: Populus trichocarpa (black cottonwood)
Lineage: Eukaryota; Viridiplantae; Streptophyta; Magnoliopsida; Malpighiales; Salicaceae
Product: cytokinin dehydrogenase 1
Exons: 4
Coding region: 78-1787 (569 amino acids)
Biological process (GO): cytokinin metabolic process
Molecular function (GO): cytokinin dehydrogenase activity; FAD binding
Source: RefSeq, a predicted model, not a curated record
UUCUACACCUCUCCUUUUGCUCACAAGUAGCGACUUGCACAGUUUCUCUCCUUCCUUCUCUUUCUCGCACAGAACAAAUGGGAUCACCACCUUCGGCCUCUCUCAAACAGAACAACCUUAUAUUCCUUGUGUUUAUCAUGAUCUUAUUCUUUUGCUCCAUACCUGAUAAAGCCAACCUUUGUUCCAACCAAUCUUCUGUCAACCCAAGUGGUGUUCCAUACAAGAGCUCCUCCAACAUCUCUUCAUUGGAAACACUUCAGCUAGAUGGCUACUUCAGCUUUGAUCAUAUCGAUUAUGCAGCAAAGGACUUUGGCAAUCGAUAUCAUUUCCUACCAUUAGCAGUUCUACAUCCGAAUUCGGUUUCUGAUAUUUCCAACACUAUAAAGCAUAUUUUCAAAAUGGGUUCCACUUCAAAGCUAACAGUUGCUGCUAGAGGCCACAGUCACUCGCUUCAAGGUCAAGCACAAGCUCAUCAAGGUAUAGUAAUAAACAUGGAAUCCCUUCAGGGACCAGAGAUGCAAAUUCACACCGGAGAGCUGCCGUAUGUGGAUGCAUCAGGUGGUGACUUGUGGAUUAAUAUUCUACAUGAGACUCUUAAAUACGGGCUUGCACCAAAAUCUUGGACAGACUAUCUUCAUCUCACCGUUGGAGGUACCUUAUCAAAUGCCGGAAUUAGUGGACAGGCAUUCAAACAUGGGCCACAAAUUAACAACAUUUACCAGUUGGAGGUUGUCACAGGCAAGGGAGAAGUAGUUACCUGUACAGAGAAGCAGAAUGCAGAACUCUUUUAUAGUGUUCUUGGAGGACUUGGGCAGUUUGGAAUAAUCACUCGAGCGAGAAUCUCUCUUGAACCAGCACCAAAGAUGGUGAAAUGGAUCAGAGUACUAUAUGAUGAAUUCUCUAAAUUUUCCAAUGAUCAAGAACGUUUAAUAUCAUCCAAGGAUUCUUUUGACUAUAUCGAAGGGCUUGUGAUAAUAAACAGAACCGGUCUCCUCAAUAACUGGAGAUCCUCCUUCAAUCCAAAAGACCCGCUUCAGGCCAGUCGAUUCACCUCAGAAGGAAAAACUCUUUACUGUCUAGAAAUUGCUAAAUACUUUAGCCCAGAUGAGUCCGAUAUAAUGAACCAGAAAACUGAGAGCCUAUUGUCAGAACUGAGUUACAUUUCAUCCACACUCUUUCUGUCAGAAGUUUCUUACGUGGAAUUCCUGGAUAGAGUCCACCUGUCUGAAAUCAAACUCCGGUCAAAAGGUUUAUGGGAGAUUCCUCACCCAUGGAUGAAUCUUCUAAUCCCUAGAACCAAUAUUAUUGAAUUUGCUCAAGAGGUCUUUGGCAAUAUUCUUACAGGCAAUAGCAAUGGUCCCAUCCUCAUCUAUCCGGUCAACAAGUCCAAGUACUCCCAUACGAGAAACAAAACUAUUAAUUUCCCCUCAAUUUUCGAAUAUUAUAUUAUCAACCUGAUUUUUCCUUCGCAUUGCAGGUGGAACAAUAGAACAUCUUUAAUCACCCCAGAUGAAGAAACUUUCUACCAAGUGGCAUUCUUAUCCUCUGCAAUGCCAUCUUCCACAGGAAGAGAUGGCUUGUUUCACAUUUUAGCCCAAAACCAAAGAAUUCUAGAUUUCUGUUCCAAAGCCGGUCUUGGAGCCAAGCAAUAUAUGCCUCAUUACAGCACCCAGGAAGAAUGGCAAGCUCAUUUCGGCCCGCAAUGGGAGGUUUUUGUAAAAAGGAAAUCAACUUAUGACCCAUUGGCAAUCCUAGCUCCUGGCCAAAGAAUCUUCAGAAGGAAAUAGCUUUCUCAUGAUGCUGGCCACUUAUAAGGAAUAUCAGGAAAAGAUUCCUCGGGAGAAUAUGGACCAUAAUGCGUACAACUGUAAAUUACAAUUAUAAGGUCUGAUGGAAAGUUGGGUUGCCAUAGCAAUCGUCAGCAUAAUAGAGAGUAAGAGUCAGCAGGCCAUUUAAUUGUUAAUAAAAAUGAAAAUUUUAAGUAGGCAAUUCUGUAAAGAGGGCUUAUAGUAUUAGCUCAUGAUGAUUUUUAAACGGAUCAUGAACUUAAAUUUCUUUUA